UGUAACAAUGGAAGAAAGCUGAAGUGCAAACAAUUAUUUUGUGAUAUUGCAUUAUGUGUUUGGCAUAUGCAUGUUUUCUGGCAUUAUUUUAACUUUUGAAAUAUCCAUGGUGUUAUAGUUAUUUUUGUUGCAUUUGAUAUAAUAUAUUUAACUUUGUUUUCUACUUUGGAAUCAACUACGCAAGAACUCUCAAAGAAUCGAAAGUCGUAUAAAAGAAUGAUGAAUUUCAAAGAAGCCUACUUGGACACAUGUUCAACAGUAGGUACCUUGGCACGAUGUGGAGACUUGUUGGGAAUGCAGAAUCUUGUUUGGAAUGGAAGACCAGUUGAUGUCAAGGAUAACCGAGGAUGGAGGCCGACUCACGAGGCAGCAGCUAAUGACCAUCCUGGCUGCCUCGAGUUCCUGCUGAGACAAGAAGCCACAGAUCUUAACUGGGAAACAUUUGAAAAGGAAACAGCCAUGUUGUUAGCUGCAAGAAAUGGUCACACCAGCUGUGUGAGACUUUUGCUUAAUUUCAAUGCUGAUCCCAAUCUGUGUACCAACGAAGGCUUCUCGCCACUUUGGGAAGCAUUAGUGGCACGAUCCAGAGACUGCAUCCGACUGUUAGUUAAACGAGGAGCUGAUGUGAACUGUAAGACAUAUACUGAUCACACACCACUCCACUUGGCAGCAGAGAAGGGAAACACGAAUAUUGUGGCUUAUUUUCUCAACCAUGAUGCUCGACUUGAUGUAUUCACUGAACCCCAUCUUAGUCCGAUUUUCGUAGCAGCCCAUGCUGGGCAGGUGGAUACUCUGAGGGUACUCCUGAAAGUGGCAUCAGACAGAGAUCAGCUUUUCCUUGUUAACGAGACUGCUAAAGAUAAUGCAUCUCCCCUGCUGAUAGCUGCCCAGGAGGGUCACGCUGAGUGUAUAGAACUGUUGCUCGACUGUGGGGCAGAUCCAAACAUUCAAGUCACAGAAACACAGGCGGCAGCACUGCAGUACGCCAUUUACAAAAACCAUUUACGCUGUGUCCAGUUGUUGCUUCCAGUCACAGAUCUCACCAAGGCAGCUGCAUGUUCCGAGGUAUUCAUGCAUCCACUCUUGUUGGCCCUCAAAUUGAAAGACACGAACAUUCUUCAAUUGUUAAUGGAUGCGGGCAUCGAGGCUAAUGUUUCUCUACCUCUCGACCCUGAAGAUCAUCCCUUGCUGGUGAAAUUUAUGCCAAAAUCCAUGCAAACAUUACGUGGAUCUCUGCUUUGUCACAUCGAAGAUGACUGGCCUGAACAGGGUGUGAGGUUGCUGUUGAAGUCAGGGUUAACACCAGACAGGCUGUCGGAACACGACGUUCCUCCUCUUAUUGCAAUGUUGUGUAAUGAAAAUCUCAGGUUCUGCAAACUGUUGCUGCAGUUUGGUGCUAACCCCAACGUCUAUCACAAGCAUGUGGUGGGGAACCUGGCAAUGAUAGUGGCGCUAGGAAACGACCUCUCUAUCAGAGAGGAGUGUCGGAAUGGUGGAGACAUCAAGUUAGAGAACUGGUUUGUCUGGCCUCUGUUGUUGGCUGGUGCGGAGACAGGGAGUCUUUUCUCUGGCAGGAUAGACCAGAACGGUCUCCACUCACCAGAAAUAUCAAUCCAGAAUUUAAUUGACGAAUAUCAUCCAUCCAAUUGUUUUACAGCAUUUUCAUCAAUUAUGUGUUUCUGCCAUUUUUUAGACAUUCCAAGUGAACUUUUGGAACAAUUUACAGAGAAACAGAGAAAGCACUUUAAAAAGAUAUCAGCAUCCACAUACACCUUGGCACAUGUCUGUCGGAAAACUAUUGUUUUGGAAUUGGCUAAGAAGAAAAACUACAAAAAGAAGAAGAUUGAAAGUCUUGGAGCAACAGUACCGGUGGCCGUCCAGGAAUAUCUCUUGUUUUCAGAAUUUGAACUGGUGGCACAAAACAUUUUACAAAUUAACAAUGCUAUUCUGUGACAGCAGUGUGUGUGUCAUCUUCUGCUACUGUGUUUCAAACAAGAGUUGGCCAUUUUCAUUGCAGUUUCACCUUAACCAUCAUGUGAUGUGGGUCUCAACUUGUUUGACUAUAGGUGUGAGGAUUUAUUAUCUAAGAUUAGUGAUGUUCUGAUUAAUCAAUUUGUCAAGCAUUGAGCGAUUGACCUAUUUGACCAGUUAAUGGAGUAUAAGAUUAUUGAUCAAGUAGAACUGGGUAUUAUGCAGAGAUUUAGCAUGGGGAUUUAGCUCAGUGGAUUGAGUGCUCAGGUGCUUGAGUCGCAGGAUCGAACCACCUCAGUGGAUUUGUUAACUGAUUGGGGUUUUUCUCGUUCCAUCCAGUGCACCACAACUGGUCAA
Messenger RNA from Gigantopelta aegis, 2328 nucleotides. RefSeq names its product ankyrin repeat and SOCS box protein 3-like. The coding region runs from base 217 to 1953 and encodes 578 amino acids. NCBI's taxonomy places the organism in Eukaryota, Metazoa, Mollusca, Gastropoda, Neomphalida, Peltospiridae. Gene Ontology annotation, molecular function: protein binding. The record is from RefSeq and is a predicted model, not a curated record. The transcript has 8 exons.